UAGUGCUAAUACGUAUUGAUGACUAUGCCACUGCGGUUGAAUAAUUUACAAACGUUGAUCUUGCAGCGCUUAGCCGGUAUAAAAGCCAGUCAGCGGCUGCUCGGCAAAUUAGUUUACGUGCCGCGCUCUUCAAGCGCGCGAGUUUCUUGCUAUAAGUUGGUGAUUUUGAAAAGUGGCAAAACUUUUUUUUUAAGAUAUAAAAAACAACUACGCAUCAUGAAAAUUUUACUCGUCGCGCUUUUUGCCACAUUAGCGCUUCAGAAUGCGCUGGCCAGCGUAAAAGAGGAAAUUACGGCCACUGAGUAUAUUGAGAAUCUGAAUAAAGAGAUUGCACGUCGCACGAACCUUGAGACAGAAGCCUCCUGGGCGUAUGCAUCUAACAUCAAUGCGGAGAAUGAGCGCAUGAAGAAUGAAAUCUCCGCAGAAGUGGCAAAAUUCAUGAAGGAAGUUGCCACAGAUUUACAGAAAUUCAAUUGGCAGUCCUUUAAAUCGGAAAAUUUGAGUCGCCAAUUUAAAAUGCUCUCUAAACUCGGUUAUGCUGCACUCAGCGAGCCCGAAUACGCUGAAUAUUUGGAUGUGCUGUCCACUAUGGAGUCGAAUUACGCUAAAGUACGUGUUUGUGACUAUAAAAAUGCCACCAAAUGCGAUCUCUCCUUAGAACCGGAAAUCGAAGAUAUCAUUAGCACCAGCCGUGAUCCGGAAGAACUGAAGUAUUAUUGGCGCGAAUUUUACGAUAAGGCCGGUACUGCUGUGCGCGGUCCUUUCGAGAAAUAUUUGGAACUGAAUACGAAAGCAGCCAAGUUAAACAAUUUCAAAUCUGGCGCUGAAUUGUGGUUGGAUGAGUACGAGGAUGACACCAUUGAAAAGCAGCUCGAAAACAUUUUCGAGGAACUACGUCCGCUCUAUCAGCAAAUACAUGGUUACGUCCGUUCUCGUCUGCGUCAACACUGGGAUGCUGUGGUGUCAGAGAAGGGACCCAUUCCAAUGCAUUUGUUGGGAAAUAUGUCUCAACAAUGGUCCAGUGGUGCCGAUAUUAUCUCACUUCCUAAUAAGCCGCUGAUUGAUGUUACCAAUGAGAUGGUUGCACAAGGUUACACACCAUUGAAAAUGUUCCAACUGGGUGGAUUUUUCCAAUCAAUGAUUUUGACAAAGCUGCCACAAGAUUUCUGGGAUAAGAGUAUUUUGGUAAAGCCUGAUGAUGGUCGCGAUUUGAUUUGCCAUGCCAGUGCUUGGGAUUUCUAUAUUAUCGAUGAUGUGCGCAUUAAGCAGUGCACCCGUGUGACAAUGGAUCAAUUCUUCACCGUUCACCAUGAAUUGGGACACAUUCAAUACUUUUUGCAAUACCAGCAUUUGCCCAUGGUCUAUCGCGCUGGUGCACCCGGCUUUCAUGAAGCUGUCGGUGAUGUGCUCUCACUUUCAGUCUCUACACCGAAACAUUUAGAGCGUGUUGGUCUUCUGAAGAACUACCAACGCGAUGAUGAGGCACAUAACCAAUUGUUCUUAACUGCUCUAGAUAAGAUCGUCUUCCUGCCUUUCGCCUUUACUAUGGAUAAAUACCGUUGGGCAUUAUUCCGUGGCGAAGUGGACAAGAAGGAUUGGAACUGUGCUUUCUGGAAGUUGCGUGAGGAAUACUCUGGCAUUGAACCACCAGUAGUUCGUUCUGAAAACGAUUUUGAUGCACCAGCUAAGUAUCAUGUGUCCGCCGAUGUCGAGUACUUGAGAUAUUUGGUUUCGUACAUCAUACAAUUUCAAUUCUAUAAGUCGACUUGCAUCAAAGCUGGUCAAUAUGAUCCCACCAAUCCGGAAUUGCCUUUGGACAACUGUGAUAUUUAUGGCAGCUUUGAAGCAGGUCAAGCUUUCAAAAAUUUGCUUUCAAUGGGUGCCUCUAAACCUUGGCCCGAUGUAUUGGAGGCCUUUAGUGGUGAACGUACAAUCAGUGGCAAAGCCAUCGCAGAAUAUUUCGAACCGCUCCGUAUAUGGUUGGAGGCGGAGAAUAAGAAGAACAAUGUGCAUAUUGGUUGGACGCUAUCUGACAAAUGUGUCUCCUCUUAAACUUGGCGUGCUCUUAAGAAGAUGAUGCAAAAAAAAAAAACGUUUGCUUUUUGGCGUUCAGUUUGAUUACUAAACAAUUUCAGUUUCCUUAAAUUUUGUAAAAUUGAUUUUAACAAAAAAUCAGUAUUAAAAAAUAAUA
Messenger RNA from Bactrocera oleae (olive fruit fly), 2191 nucleotides. The record is from RefSeq and is a predicted model, not a curated record. Lineage: Eukaryota; Metazoa; Arthropoda; Insecta; Diptera; Tephritidae.